Messenger RNA from Pelobates fuscus (common spadefoot toad), 3482 nucleotides. It is a transcript of the gene LRRC4C, whose product is annotated as leucine rich repeat containing 4C. Gene Ontology annotation, biological process: modulation of chemical synaptic transmission; synaptic membrane adhesion; regulation of axonogenesis. The record is from RefSeq and is a predicted model, not a curated record. Bases 1486 to 3405 code for a protein of 639 amino acids. The transcript has 2 exons. Gene Ontology annotation, molecular function: cell-cell adhesion mediator activity. Gene Ontology annotation, cellular component: postsynaptic density membrane; glutamatergic synapse; plasma membrane. Lineage: Eukaryota; Metazoa; Chordata; Amphibia; Anura; Pelobatidae.
GUGGAAGGAAAAGCGACGAGAAAAGGAUGAGGGAAGGGGUGAACGAGAAAGGGAGGGGAAGGAGGAGUGGAAAAGGCAAUGCUUACUAGAUGUGAAGUCUGAAAUUGCAUUAAGGAGUUAUUGCAGAAUCUGCCUUUUGCUUGAGAUCCUGGUGUGAACAAAAGGCUGCUGCAUGCACUGAGCAUCCCUCUACUGCAAUCAAACAUCUCAUAUCUGGAUCUGCUGCUUGGACACAAAGUGCACCUUUUUCUUCCUAUUUUUUCCUGGGUGGGAUGACCAGAGCACCAAAAGAAGAUCUCCUAAGCAUAGUAGAAUGCAGAGGUGUCUGACUGGAGAACGCAUAAAUCAUGCCCACUGGUUGAUACUUGAUGCAUGAAGAGGAUUGGACUGUUGCAUUUCAUUAAUUACAAAGAACAUCCAAGUGCAAAAUAAAUCACAGUGAAGAUAUAUUCUUUUUAAUAUUUAUAGUGUGGGAAGGUUGCUACAGAUCAAAGAAUCAAUCUGCAUUUAAUUCUGUGUUUUGGGGAAGCUUGAAUUAUAGGACACUCUGGGAAAAAAAUAUCUAUUUUUUUUUUUUUUACUCCUUUAAAUUGAGGAGUUUGGGCUCUACAUGAAGACGGAUUUAGAAAACUCAGGGGUGAUCCCAAGAAAAAUGAUGGAUUUAUUAACAGAAGCAUCUCUGUAACAUCCCUCCCCGUGUAUGUGAUCUAAUGAAAUUGCAGAAAAUGCUCAGCAUGAGAAUGGUAAGGUAACAAAAGUCUGGAUUUGGGGCAUCAGAAUUUUUUUAUUUAAUUUUUUUGGAUCCAAGAAAAAAAAAGGGGAAGAAGAAAUAAAAUUUAAAAAAAAGCAACAACAUGCAGAACUGCACUGGGCUGUGAUUGGAAAUUUAAUCAGAUCUUUGGAAACAGAAAGUUUUUUUUUUUCUGGGAUUUAAUAAGUGUGAGGGGUGGUGAGACAAAUCGCUUGAAUGAUGUUACAAAGAGAGGCUGUGGGGUAAUAAUGAACAGUUCUGGUACAUUAUGGACCAGGGAUGGAUUGGAUUGCUAAGAGAAACGAAGGUAAAGGCGUGGGAUCUGACUAAGGAUCUUCUUAUCACCCCCCAUCAUUCUCCACCACAUGUUGAAGGACCUACUGCUUGUUGAAGGUACCUGCUCAGGAUUUCAGCACCAUGGCCAGCGAAAAGUUUGAAGAGGGAACGAAGAAGAGGAUAAUUCAGGCUGGAUGUUUCCUGUCUGCCUCUCUCUUUUUGUGCAAAUCAGUGUGAAAUUAGGCUUAAGUUGCAGGCAGAGUUUGCAUGAACACGUUGGGCUGGAUUGAUCCUGGGUUGAGGGAAAACCAAUGCAACUGGAGUGUAUCUUCUGGUGUGUGUGCAAUUUUUUUAUCCUUCACAUCUUAUGGAAAACCUGGGAUUCCUUCUGGAUCGCCGGCUAGUAAUCUGACACAACUACUGGAAAUCCUGAAGGACCAAACACAAACAAAUUAUGAAUGUUGAACAAGAUGACAUUACACCCACAGCAGAUAAUGAUAGGUCCUAGGUUCAACAGGGCCCUAUUUGACCCCCUUUUUAUUGUGCUUCUGGCUCUUAAACUUCUUGUGGUGGCUGGCUUAGUAAGAGCUCAGACCUGUCCUUCUGUAUGUUCCUGUAGUAACCAAUUCAGCAAGGUCAUUUGCACAAGGAGGAACCUACGAGAGGUCCCAGAUGGUAUAUCCACUAACACAAGACAGUUAAAUCUCCAUGAAAAUCAGAUCCAGAUAAUAAAAGUGGACAGCUUUAAACACUUACGGCACUUAGAAGUUUUACAGUUGAGUAGAAACCAUAUUAGGACGAUUGAAAUUGGGGCCUUCAAUGGCUUGGCAAACUUGAAUACAUUGGAACUUUUUGACAAUCGUCUGACUACCAUCCCAAAUGGAGCUUUUGAAUACUUGUCAAAACUGAAGGAGCUUUGGCUGAGAAACAAUCCUAUUGAGAGUAUCCCAUCCUAUGCUUUUAAUCGGAUCCCUUCACUUCGCAGACUGGAUUUGGGAGAGAUGAAACGCUUAUCAUAUAUUUCCGAAGGAGCAUUUGAAGGCUUGUCAAAUUUAAAGUAUUUAAACCUUGGGAUGUGCAACCUAAGAGAAAUUCCCAACCUUACCCCUCUUGUAAAACUAGAUGAGUUAGACCUUUCUGGAAAUCACUUGUCUGUUCUCAGGCCAGGAUCAUUCCAAGGAUUAACCCAUCUGCAAAAACUGUGGAUUAUGCAUUCCCAAAUUCAGGUGAUUGAAAGGAAUGCCUUUGAUGACCUUCAAUCACUGGUGGAACUCAAUCUGGCACAUAAUAAUCUAACUUUGUUGCCUCAUGACCUUUUCACACCUCUUCAUAACUUGCAAAGGAUUCAGUUGCACCAUAAUCCUUGGAACUGCAAUUGUGACAUUCUUUGGCUUAGCUGGUGGCUCAAAGAAAUUGUCACCACUGGCAGCACAUGUUGUGCUCGUUGUAGCACUCCACUCAGCUUGAAAGGAACUCAUAUUGCAGAAUUGGAUCAGAAUUAUUUUACAUGUUAUGCACCUGUGAUUUUGGAGCCACCGGCUGAUUUGAAUGUCACAGAAGGAAUGGCUGCUGAGCUCAAAUGUCGAGCGUCAACAUCAUUGACUUACGUUAGCUGGAUUACUCCAAAUGGAUCCAUUAUGACCCAUGGGGCUUACAAAGUGCGUAUUUCAGUGCUGAAUGAUGGCACAUUGAACUUUACAAAUGUAACAGUGCGUGAUACGGGCUUGUACACAUGUAUAGUGAGCAAUUCCGCUGGGAACACCACUGCCUCAGCAACACUGAAUGUGACUGCCAGCGAUAAUGGUUAUACAUACUUUUCCACAGUCACUGUAGAGACUAUGGAACCAUCUCAGGAUGAGGCAAGGACCACAGAACAUAAUGUGGGACCAACGCCGGUCAUUGAAUGGGAAACCACUAAUGCAACCACUUCUCUCAUGCCACAGAGCACAAGGUCUACAGAGAAAACCUUUACUAUACCCAUUACAGAAGCAAACGGUGGAAUGCCAGGGAUAGAUGAGGUUAUGAAGACUACCAAAAUUAUAAUUGGCUGUUUUGUGGCCAUCACUCUCAUGGCAGCUGUAAUGCUGGUCAUUUUCUACAAAAUGAGGAAGCAGCAUCAUCGGAAAAACCAUCAUGCUCCUACACGGACUGUUGAGAUUAUAAAUGUGGAUGAUGAACUCACAGCUGACACUCCAAUUGAGAGCCACUUGCCCAUGCCCGCUAUUGAACAUGAGCAUCUAAACCACUAUAACUCUUACAAGUCCCCUUUUAAUCACACAACAACAGUGAACACAAUAAAUUCAAUACACGGCUCUGUGCAUGAACCUUUAUUGAUUCGAGCAAGCUCUAAAGACAAUGUGCAAGAAACGCAGAUCUGAUAGUCUACAGUGCACCAGAUUAUGAGCAAAAACAGACAAUUUAUAAAAGGAUGAAACUGACUGGGCUAAAUCUACUG